AAACGUCACAGUGUGCGUCAAAGUCACAGAAACUUAAAUAAGUCAAUUUAAGAAACUAUUAACUAAAACAUAUCAAAGUUGAACGUUCCUUCUUAACCCAUAGAGAAAUAAAUGUCCCUUUAAUUGUUUGAAAAAGUAUUUUCAAAAUGAGUCUUUGGGUUGACAAACAUCGACCAAAAGAUUUAAUGAAGUUGGAUUAUCAUAAAGACCAAGCAGUCAGAUUAAAAAGUCUCGUACAGCAAAGUGAUUUCCCACAUCUGCUUGUUUACGGCCCCUCGGGAGCCGGCAAAAAAACAAGAAUCAUGUGCUUAUUGCGUGAAUUAUAUGGUUCAGGAGUUGAACGAUUGCGUCAAGAAACAAUGCAUUUCACAACACCUUCGAAUAAAAAAAUCGAAAUCAUGACAGUAAGUAGUAAUUAUCACAUCGAGGUUAAUCCAACGGAUGUUGGAAUUUAUGAUCGGGUUGUUAUUAUGGAUCUUGUUAAGAAUGUUGCACAAACACACCAGAUAGACUCUUCCGGACAACAUGAAUUUAAGGUAGUUAUUUUAAAUGAAGUAGAUGACUUGACAAAAGACGCGCAACAUGCGCUACGUCGUACAAUGGAGAAAUACGUAGCGACCUGUCGGCUUGUUCUCAUAGCCAAUUCAAUUUCUCGUGUCAUUCCAGCUAUCAGAUCCCGCUGUUUAACAAUAAGAGUCCCCGCACCUACAGAGAGUGAAAUUGCAUCUGUACUUCAUACAGUGUGUAAAAAGGAAGGGCUCAAUUUACCACCAGAAUUGGCACUACGAAUCGCUAAAUGUGCAGAUCGUAAUUUAAGGCGUGCUUUAUUAAUGUGUGAGGCAUGUAAAGUGCAACAAUAUCCAUUUACCCCCAAUCAAAAAGUACCAGAACCAGAUUGGCAACAAUUUAUAAGAGAAACCGCCUCUAUGAUUUUAUCAGAACAAUCUCCUAAGAAACUCGGUGAAGUAAGGCAAAAGUUGUAUGAAUUAAUAAUACAUGGUGUGCCACCAGAUAUGAUAUUUUCAGGCCUAUUGAAAGAACUUGUGAGAAAUUGUGAUAUGGCCAUGAAAUGUCAAGUUGCGAGUCAUGCUGCUAUGUUUGAACACAGGAUGCGUUUAGGUAAUAAGGCAAUAUUUCAUCUGGAGGCAUUUGUCGCAAAGUUUAUGGCAAUAUACAAGAAAUUUAUGGAAGAAUCACUGGGUGAUGCAUUCUAGAACUUGAAAAAGGUGUACAUAGUGAAUAUAAACAAAUAUUUUUCUGUGAUUAAUGAUUAUUUCAGGUUUUCAGAAAUUGUUGUACUGUACUCAAAAUUGUUUUUUGAUUGUAUAAGUUGACCAUUUAAUAAAAGUCCAUUUGUA
This is a messenger RNA of Zerene cesonia (dogface butterfly), 1358 nucleotides long. RefSeq names its product replication factor C subunit 3 (gene RfC38). The coding region runs from base 147 to 1214 and encodes 355 amino acids. Gene Ontology annotation, molecular function: ATP hydrolysis activity; DNA binding; DNA clamp loader activity. The record is from RefSeq and is a predicted model, not a curated record. Gene Ontology annotation, cellular component: nucleus; DNA replication factor C complex. Gene Ontology annotation, biological process: DNA-templated DNA replication; DNA repair. Lineage: Eukaryota; Metazoa; Arthropoda; Insecta; Lepidoptera; Pieridae. The transcript has a single exon.